GAUAAAGCAGGCAUAACUUAAAAACAAGAAAGACAAAAGGUUACGAAAUAUCCUAUAAAGGAAAUAACAGGAAAAAAUAUUAGUCCAAAAGGCAAAGUGCUUAUGGAAGGAAGAAACAUCACAGAAAGCUCUCAUAGCCUAACAAGAAACUAGGGGAAACUUUCUUGGGGGAAAGAAAACGAUUCCCCAAAAAUUUUCAGACAAAAUAAGAACCAAGAACACAAAAAGGAAUCACAAGACCAAGAGAUACAAGUUGUGGAAGUGUAGAACUGAGCUUUGCUGUAGCGAUUUUCGGUAGGGAGAGGCUUGGGAAGAUGAUAUCAUCCUUUGCGACACCGUCUUCUUCUUCGUCUACGACUUCUCCGGCGUCGUCAGUGGUGGUUCGAGUGGAGAAGGCCACAAGCGAGCUACUGAUCGGUCCUGAUUGGACUUUGAAUAUUGAUAUUUGUGAUACCAUCAAUUCCAACCAUUGGUAUUUUCCCUUCCUUUCUUUUCCUCUUCAAAGUUCCUUACUUUAUAUCUAUGGGGAUAAAGUUGACUUUUUUCCCUUUCGUUAUUCUGGCAGUUAGCUCCACAAGAUUACAAACAUAAUUCAUUGGAAUGGUUUUUGCAUAAGUGUAUCUGAAUAACUAGUAUUGGAUUUUCGUAGUUGGUUUUGCAUGAACUGUUGCUUGAAGUUGAUGGGGGAAAGGGGUUUCUGUUCUUAUGAUUAUGCUUUCCAUAAUUUAUUUCAAAACAGUGAUCAUUUCCUCUUUAUCAUUGUUCUGUGUUUCUUUGAGUGACUUCGACAAAAGAUAGAGAAACAAGCGAUCAUUAGCUAUUGAUUUUCUUAAAAACCUCAGGACUUAUAAUUAAAUCCAUAAUUCUUGCUGUUAUGAUGUUAUGUCUAUGAUGUAUUUCUGGUUUUUGUCAUUUGUGUGUAUUUUACUGAAGUACAAGUAGUAAACUGCAAUCUCUCUCUUGCUGCUAAAUUCAGGUUAGCCAAAGAUGUUGUGAAAACUUUGAAGAAAAGGCUGCAGCACAAGAAUCCUACAGUGCAGCUACUUUCUUUAACGCUUCUAGAGACAAUGGUGAAAAACUGUGGCGAUAUUGUGCACUUUCAAAUUGCAGAGAGAAAUAUACCGCAAGAUAUGGUCAAAACUGUAAAGAAGAAGACUGAUAUGCAUGUGAGAGAUAAAAUCCUUGGCCUACUAGACUCUUGGCAAGAAGCGUUUGGUGGUCCGGGAGGGAAAUAUACUCAGUAUUAUUGGGCGUAUGAUGAACUCAGGCGUUCUGGUGUACAAUUUCCUCAGCGCACUUAUGACGCGGCUCCAAUUCUUACUCCGCCUAGACAGCAUCAACCAGGUUAUGGAAUGCCAAGCAAUUCUUCAACAAGACUUGAUGAAGCCAUGGCAGCUGAGAUGGAAAGUUUGAGUUUAUCAACCAUUAGCUCAAUGGGGGAUGUUGUUCAUCUCUUGGCUGACAUGCUGCAAGCUGUGAAUCCUGGUGAUCGUACAGGUGUGAAAAAUGAAGUUAUAGUUGAUCUUGUUGACCGCUGCCGUGCCAGUCAAAAGAAACUAAUGCAGAUGUUGACUACAACCGGGGAUGAAAAGCUUCUAGCACAGGGUCUGGAAUUGAAUGAUAGUCUACAAAGUGUGCUUGCAAAACAUGAUGCCAUUGCUUCUGGUGCCACUGCAUUCCCAAGCUCAGUCUCAGCCACCAUUAAUCAUCAGCCAUCAUCACCGGAGCCUGCCACCCCAAAAGUAGCAGAAAAUGCUGCGGCUGCACCUGACACUAAACAACCCUCUUAUGAUCUUGUUGCCCAACCCCCCAUACCUAUUUUAGGCGAAGAAGAAGAAGAAGACGAUGACUUCGCUCAGUUGGCUAGAAGGCAUUGUUCGAAAACAGCUCAAGUUCAGAUGAAUGGAACGGCAGUGUUCUCAGAUUCAGCAGACAUGAGCAGCAGUGCUUUGGUUCUUUGUGACCCGCCAGAACCAGUGAGAACCAAAAAAGAGGAAGAACAAGAUAUAAUCAACGAGCUCUUGGGGAGCUUAACCUUGGCAACAACUGCAUCUUCUCCACCACGUGCAGCACAUACUCAGCAAGAUCACGUUCACCAUACACCCCUUUCUCCUAUUGGCAACCAAGAGGCCGAUUCAGGGGCAGCAGCCUUCAACAACUAUGUAGCUCCUUGGGCUAAGCCGCCGCCGCCACACCAGUCCCAACCUGAUCCUCAUCAUCAAUACUCUCACUACUCUGCUAGUGCUUACCCACCUCCACCUUGGGCUUCAACUCCCGGUUAUUUGAGCAGUAACCGAUCAACUUACACCCCCCACUCAACUCCUCCGCCGGUCAGUGCCAACAUUGGAAAUCCAGUCCAAGCAGACGGAGGAAUCAAUGCUAACGAUGCAGGUGGUGCACGGAUUUCAUCAACCCCCCAGCCAGCAGCAAAUGCACAGAAAACAUUUGUUCCCUCAUAUAGGCUGUUUGAAGAUCUAAACGUUUUCGGUGAUGAAAACCAGAAACUCAAGAUGACGAAUAACCCUUCGGCCUGUAUGUCUGGAAAGCAUACAUAAUUGCAUCACUCUCAACUCUCAACUGAACAACUCACAUACUCAUCCCAUCAGCCAUAUAUAUAUUCUUACAAUGGCUGGUGGCUGUCUAUCCUUAUAUGAUACUGUCAAUAUGUGAUGUGUACUGUGUACAUGGAAAUGCAAUCCUUCUUUCUGCAACACUUGGAUUUGUUUUUAAUUUUGUUUGUAGGAAGAACUGCCUAUUAAGAAGAUUGAUCUGGUUUCUGGCACACAUGUUUCCAAGAUAUGCUUGUAAAAUGCUUAUAUUAUUAGCCGCGUAGUACUGAAGAGG
Molecule: messenger RNA, 2844 nt
Organism: Cuscuta epithymum
Lineage: Eukaryota; Viridiplantae; Streptophyta; Magnoliopsida; Solanales; Convolvulaceae
Source: the annotation of a GenBank genome assembly